Mus caroli (Ryukyu mouse) is the source of this 1017-nucleotide messenger RNA. Its product is annotated as olfactory receptor 8B3-like. Gene Ontology annotation, biological process: G protein-coupled receptor signaling pathway. Gene Ontology annotation, molecular function: olfactory receptor activity; G protein-coupled receptor activity. Gene Ontology annotation, cellular component: membrane. Lineage: Eukaryota; Metazoa; Chordata; Mammalia; Rodentia; Muridae. The record is from RefSeq and is a predicted model, not a curated record.
CUCCACUGUUAUUACCCCGAAGAUGCUGGUGAACUUUGUGGCAAAGAAGAAUGUCAUCUCCUAUGAGGAAUAUUCUCUCAGAGAAGAAUGGACUCAGUAAAUGUCUCCUUGGUGACUGAAUUCAUUCUGGUGGGAUUAACUGACAAGCCUUAUCUACAAAUACCCCUGUUCUUUGUGUUUCUGGCAAUGUACAUGGUCACUGCAUUGGGAAAUUUAUCUUUGAUAAUACUAACUGUUUUGAAUUCUCACCUUCACACCCCUAUGUACUUUUUCCUCUUUAACUUGUCUUUUGUAGACCUUUGCUAUUCUUCUGUGUUCACUCCACAAAUGCUAAUGAAUUUCAUAAGGAAGAAUACAACUUCUUACAUGGAAUGUAUGGCCCAACUCUAUUUCUCUUGUUUUUUUGUUAUUUCUGAGUGUUAUGUGUUGACUUCAAUGGCCUAUGAUCGCUAUGUGGCCAUCUGUAAACCACUGUUGUAUAAUCUUGUCAUGUCCUCUAAAUUAUGUUUGAACCUAAUGCUUGUUUCCUACUUUAUUGCAUUUUCUGAGUCUGUAGCUCACACUGCUUGCAUGCUUAGAUUGACCUUCUGUGAUGCCAACACCAUCAACUACUAUUUCUGUGAUAUUCCCCCUUUGCUUCAGCUCUCUUGUACGACCACGCGUGUCAAUGAGGUUGUAAUUUUUGUUGUUGGGAGCAUCAAUAUCAUUAUUCCUACUUCAACUAUAUUUGUCUCCUAUGGUUUUAUUCUCUCCAGUAUCUUUCGCAUCAGUUCUUCUGAAGGCAGGUCCAAAGCUUUCAGCACUUGUAGCUCACACAUCAUUGCUGCUUUUCUGUUCUUCGGCUCAGGUGCAAUCAGGUACUUCAAACCCUCCUCAGCUGGGUCUAUGGAUGAAGGAAAAAUCUCUUCUGUCUUUUAUACCAAUGUGAUUCCCAUGAUAAAUCCUCUACUGUAUAGCUUGAGGAACAAAGACAUUAAAGUUGCCCUGAGAAAAACGCUGAGGAAAAGGAACUUUUGA